This is a messenger RNA of Megachile rotundata (alfalfa leafcutting bee), 3717 nucleotides long. Its product is annotated as neo-calmodulin. Gene Ontology annotation, molecular function: calcium ion binding. NCBI's taxonomy places the organism in Eukaryota, Metazoa, Arthropoda, Insecta, Hymenoptera, Megachilidae. The record is from RefSeq and is a predicted model, not a curated record. Gene Ontology annotation, cellular component: myosin II complex.
AGUAGAGACGGUCGGUAUUGGUCAGACGCGAUCAGGUCUACCUCGGUACAGUAAAGUAGCGCUUCGAAAUUCACGAGCGCAGCGUAUCGUAAGAGACAAUGUUCUUUAUCUACAUCGAUACCGACCAUGCCGAGCACAGUGGAAAUGGAUGGCAGUGGCCAGACGCGUCUGAUCUAGACCGUCCUUCUCCAUCAGAUGGUAGCACGGGUCCGUGAACGAGAAUAAUUCGAAAACCGACCAACUUAAACGCGCUGCCACUGCAAAAGCCGUUUGUAGUACGACACGUAACUAUAGUUCAAAAUUAAUUUUUUCUCGAUCGCGCGGUUAAUUAUUAAACGUUUUAUGCCUUUCGAAAUAAUUUUUCUUCCUCGGUGGCUUCGAUCACAUGGGCCGUUUACGCGUUAUUUCGAUCGAUAAUUGUCGUUUAUUCGAAUCGAAUUCAAUUCGAUACUUAACCUCCGGAAUGUCGUAAGCAAAGAUCAAUUCACCGAUGACGCGUAUCCACGAUCCAAUAAAACGCGAAACGAGUUUUUCAUCGUUUAAAUUGCUUUCGGCUAUGUAUGUUGUUUUCAAGGGUACGGCAACAGUGUUGUUUACAUCGAUAUCCCAUAUUCGUAAAAAUAGCUAGAGCCGAUGCAUUUCAAGAAAUUCACGAGGAGACACCCACGACAAAGCGGGUUAACGUGUCCGUGAUUUUUCGUCGCGACGAUCCAGAAAUAGUUACAGACGACUUUACCUUCGUCCCGUUGAAGCUCUCGCUAAGGAAAGUACACGCGACUCGAUUAUUGACUAGUUUCAACGAUUUUCGUUUCGCGUUCCGAUGACGUAUACGCGCACGUAACGAUCGUAAGUUCAAGAAACUCGAUCUUGACGCACGAAGCGUGUCCCGAAGAUAUGCAAUAAUAAGAUCGCCCCAAAGUUAGAACGACCGAAAUAUUUGUGGCAGACUUCGUUAUUGCAGUCGUUGUCCGGUUAAAUCAUGCUAGAUAGGCACGAUUCAGCUUGGCGAAGCGUUGGCAUUCCGCGUUCUCAAAACCGUUUUCAAGGAGAUAUCUACUCGAUCAGUCGCAAUCGGAUGAAAGGUGAAUCAGACGCAUUUUCGACCGCGAAUCAUUUGGCAAAGCUGACAGAAGCGAGUUGCCAUUAACAAAAACAGAAUGAAAGAUAGAGAAGGACGGAGAACGAGAAGCAAGAAGAUAGAGAGCCAAUCGUUGUAGACCGUUGACAAGUUAAAAACGGGCAAAGGUGGUUCGAACGUUCGCUCGAUCUUAACUCGAAUUACGUCCGUAGAAAGUAGAUGUGCUCUUUGACUCCCGUUAACCGAGAAGAAUCACCGGGUGUCUCACGCGAGAAUCAGGAGGGGAGGAUCAGAAUGAACGAUCCGUUGCCACAAACAACCGGUGACGUUGCCGCUCGCUAGUCCAUAAAUAUUAUUUGUGUUCGGUCCUGUAGCCGCGCUAGUUCGAUUGACGCGUGGCAGGUUCUUCGAGCCAGAGUGCCGUUCCCGAGACAAGCUGAGACAAGGUUCGAGUGGAAAUUAAGGAGAAACACGAAGCAUUACGUGGUUGAGACAGUGUAAUCGGUUGACGGAAACAGAUGUAAUUUCGGGGGUACGCUGUCAGGUGUAAUCGGUUGUUAAUCGGUGAAAUUAGUGCGCGGUGUUGCUCGAGAUGGCAGACACCGAGAAGAAGUACACGACGGCGUAUGGAAAGCUGAGAAGAUUGACGAGCACCAUAGAUGGACAAAUUCGACAAAUAAGCUCUGAAUAUGGGCUCACGGAGGAUCAGGUGGCUGAAUUCAAGGAGGCGUUCAUGCUGUUCGACAAGGACGAAGAUGGAACCAUCACGAUGGCGGAACUCGGCGUGGUCAUGCGAUCUUUGGGACAGAGGCCGUCUGAAACAGAGCUGGAGGAUAUGGUGAACGAGGUGGAUCAAGAUGGAAACGGUACCAUCGAGUUCAACGAGUUCCUGCAAAUGAUGUCGAAGAAGAUGAAGGGUGCCGACGGUGAAAAAGAAUUGCGCGAAGCGUUCAGAGUGUUCGAUAAGAACAACGACGGGCUGAUCUCAUCGAAGGAACUGCGGCACGUGAUGACGAACCUCGGUGAAAAAUUAUCGGAAGAGGAAGUCGACGAUAUGAUCAAGGAAGCAGAUCUGGACGGUGACGGGAUGGUAAACUAUGAAGAAUUCGUGACAAUCCUGACGUCAAAGAAUUAGUUCGGUGGCUCUGGAUCGGACAAGAAGCUAUUACAGCUGCCGGAAGUCUUCGACGAAGAACAGAAUCAAACUCGCGAUGUUCCUCCUUGCUCCAAACCAUAGCGAUUUGUGCGUACCUCACCAUCCAAGACAUCCCUGUGGAACCAUAGGAUUCUGAGCAACAGGAAAGCGUGAAUAGUCAUUGAUAAGCAAGAUCUGAAAAAUUUGUUCGAAAGAAGAUACGUCUGUUCAGCGUGCAAGAUUUUCUCCGCGCGAGGGUAAGUGGUACCGGAAGACUGUGAAUAUGGUGUCUCGAGUGGUGGGGUGACGGGGUGACGUAGCAGGAUGUCGAAAAAACAGGAUAGGGGAAGAGCGAAGGAAAAGGAGGAUGACUCUCGCAGUUGCACACGCAUACACGCAUACACACCUCGCUCCUUCGAAUUAAUUUUACAAGCAUAAGUUAGCGAAACGACACUGUACGUGAAAACGAGUGAGGUGCUCGCUCCCGAAACAAUCAACUGAGCUUCGUUUAGCGUUUACCUACCUAUUACCUAUACUCUCUAUUAAAUGCUAUACAACGUCGUUAUUGAUAUUGUUAGGAACCAAACGAUCUUUCUUCACCCCUCACCGGUCUCAUUUGCGCGACGGUCUCGUAAAUCGUUCAACGGCGGAUCACUCGUCGAGGGUCUGUAUUUCCGACGUUUAUUAAGCGUUGACCAGAGCUACGGAUUUUGAAAACGGUGUCGAUGCACCGAUAUCCGACUUCGAUCCGCAAUAGGAACGAUCGAGCCGUUCGUCAUCCCUUUCACCCCCAUCGUUCGAUCGGUAUUGUUCCUUCAACGUGGUUGAAUUCGCUUGUAAACAAGACGAAUCCCUUCGAUUUCUGUCAUAAACAUGCUGGCGUGCGAGUCUCGACACGAGAUAACUCUAUAAACGAUCUGUCUUCGAAUUUAGAUGAAUGUCGUUGGCAAGUAGAUUAGCUUUAACGACGAUAUACUUGUGGCAGAAUUUUUAGACGCACGUUAUGGCGACAUGCCAGAACGGUCGCUGGAAAGUAAGAAUCAAAGCAACCAGUAGCGGUCUUUCCUUUUCAACGUACAACCCUCAGAGCCCGCGAUUUUCGUGCGGUGUUAGUUAUCGAUCGUUUUGUAUCCGUAUCGUACGAAGUAGCCGAGAAUCUCGUAUCGCCCGUUCUCGUCGAUCGCGAGGCGAGCUUAGGAUCCUCGCCCGUGUCUAAAAACCCUUCUGUAUCGAACACCGUCCACCUAAAACCUCGACAUUCGAUCCCAUCCACCGAUCCAACCCGUACUAACUACGUCGUUGCACCCUUAGGUCCUUAAGAUGACAAGCCACAGCCGUAGUUCGCGAAUAGAUGGUAGUUAGUUAGCGCAAUAGAAAGGAGACACGUAAUAAAUGAUGCAUUAUACACAUACCUAUUAUAUAUACCUAUACAUGGUGUUACUACCGAAGGUACUUCAAGUAACGUUAUUAUGGAUAUUCAUAUAUAUACAUACAUAUAUAUGAA